CAACUAGAAGAAGAAGAAGACGUAGUACGUGCUCUGUUUACGUCUCAUCUGUGACCCUGCUGCUGAUGUUGUUAACCAAAUUUCCAUGCAAGUGUGCACGUUUAAGGAUAAAAUAUGGCCUUAUUUUAGAUUUUAAAGUGUUAAUGUUCACAUGAAUAUCGUAUUUAGAUAGUUAGUCAUUAGUGCCAACAUGGAGUGCCUGAAGCUUUAGCUUUUUUUGGACCUUCUGAUUGACAGAAGGAGAAGAGACAAGGGACUUUUCUGCUAAUGCGUUAGCUUAGAGCAUCUUAGCUUUUGACACAGCCUUACAGAAGGAGUGACAGCUGUCUGCUGGCUAAUGUGUAGCUAUAAUUAUUGCCUCCCAGUGGUGGAAAAAGUGUUCAAAUCCUUUAACGAUUCUCUGAGUAGUUUGCGAGCUUUGGGCAACUGCCAGAACAACAUGGCUCCCAAAGACAUUAUGACAAAUUCCCAUGCCAAGUCAAUCCUGAAUGCCAUGAACGCUCUUCGGAAGAGUAACACGCUCUGUGACAUCACUCUGAGGGUCGAGAGCACGGACUUUCCGGCUCAUCGGAUUGUACUCGCUGCCUGCAGUGAUUACUUCUGUGCCAUGUUCACCAGUGAGCUAGCGGAGAAGGGGAAGUCUUUUGUGGACAUUCAGGGCCUGACUGCGUCGACCAUGGAGAUCCUGCUGGACUUUGUUUACACAGAGACGGUUUUGGUGACAGUGGAGAAUGUACAAGAGCUGCUGCCGGCCGCAUGUCUACUACAGCUCAAAGGUGUGAAAAGAGCAUGCUGUGACUUCCUGGAGAGUCAGUUAGACCCUUCGAACUGUCUGGGGAUUCGAGACUUUGCAGAGACUCACAACUGUCUUGAGCUGAUGCAGGCAGCUGAGCUGUUCUCCCAGAAACAUUUCUCUGAAGUGGUGCAACACGAGGAGUUUAUGCUGCUCAGUCAGAAUGAAGUGGAGAAGCUCAUCAAAUGUGACGAGAUACAGGUGGAUUCAGAGGAGCCAGUUUUUGAGGCUGUGUUAAACUGGGUGAAACACAACAGAAAAGAGCGAGAGCCGUAUCUUCCUGACAUGUUGGAGUUUGUGCGGAUGCCUCUGCUCACGCCGCGCUACAUCACCGACGUCAUCGAUGCAGAGCCCCUCAUACGCAGCAGUCUGCCGUGUCGAGACCUCGUUGAUGAAGCCAAAAAAUUCCACCUGAGACCCGAGCUGAGGAGUGAGAUGCAAGGCCCACGCACACAAGCCAGACUAGGUGCCAAAGAAGUUCUUCUCGUCAUUGGUGGAUUUGGUAGUCAGCAGUCGCCAAUCGAUGUAGUAGAAAAAUAUGAUCCCAAAACUCAAGAGUGGAGCUUCCUUCCGAACAUAGCAAGAAAAAGGCGUUACGUAGCCACCGUCUCUCUCCAUGACCGAGUUUAUGUGAUCGGGGGUUAUGAUGGGCGCUCACGACUCAGUUCUGUGGAGUGUUUGGACUACACGGCCGAUGAGGAUGGGGUCUGGUACACUGUGGCUACUAUGAAUGUACGUAGAGGACUCGCAGGAGCGACUACACUCGGAGAUAUGAUCUAUGUGGCAGGUGGGUUCGAUGGCAGUCGCCGACACACAAGUAUGGAGCGGUACGACCCAAACAUUGACCAGUGGAGCAUGCUGGGGGAUAUGCAGACAGCCAGAGAGGGGGCAGGGCUUGUCGUGGCUAGUGGACUCAUUUACUGUUUAGGAGGAUACGAUGGCCUGAAUAUUCUAAACUCAGUGGAGAGAUACGACCCUCACACAGGACACUGGACCAGUGUGACCCCAAUGGCCACUAAGAGAUCAGGAGCAGGAGUGGCGUUACUGAAUGACCACAUUUAUGUAGUUGGAGGGUUUGAUGGCGUGUCUCAUCUGGACUCUGUGGAGGUGUAUAACAUCAGGACAGACUAUUGGACCACUGUGGCCAGUAUGACCACACCACGCUAUGUCGGAGCUACGGUCCUCCGCGGACGCCUCUAUGCGAUAGCUGGAUACGAUGGUAACUCUCUCCUCAGCAGUAUUGAAUGUUAUGACCCAGUGAUCGACUCUUGGGAGGUGGUGACUUCCAUGGCAACACAGCGGUGCGACGCAGGCGUGUGUGUACUACGAGAGAAGUGAACUAUCUGAGAAUGAACUUUAGGAAAAACCACUUCGUCAGAACCACACACAGUCCUGUUUGUUUAUGCAAAAAAACUCUGAACACACAGAAGAGGUGUGGCCAAUGGAGACUGAGCUGUGUACAUUUAAAGGUGCUCUCUGUAACUUUUCUGGUGGAGGGUCUGCCACCUUCUUGCCCCCAAAGAAUUUUUUAUUGCUUUGCCUAGAAAAUUCCAGUGUGUCAUUUAGCACUGUCACGAUUUCUGAUAGACAAUGUUAAUAAAAAACAAAAGAAUGUGAUUUUCAACCUUAAAUAAUAGUGCUUUCUUUUAUAUUACCAUGUGGUGUUCCAUGAGUGUAUACGUGUCAUCUUAUACUUGUUUUGAUAGAGCUCAAGAUCAUUCUAAAGCUAUUCAGGAAUGUGAAUGUGACUUUACCUACUUGUCAAACUUGUGGAGAGGUAUUUUUCAAGGUAUUUUUAGUAAACAUAUUAGUCACAUGUGUUUUUAUUUUAGUAAAGAAUAACGCAUGUAACUAAUUAAAAGUCAAAAUAGAUCAGUUUAAUGCUAUACUGUGUAAUAUUUUGGCAAAGUAGAAAUGUACCUAUAGGGACAAAUAAAUGGCAGACCCCCCCACCAUAAAAGUUACAAAGUACACCUUUAAAAGAGGCCUUACGGAGCCCAUUGCCACAUGCAUGAUGACUCGGGCCAGUGCUACACGUUGCUGUCAUUACAUUUGAGAUUAUUUUUUCAUUUUGUCAUCAAAGUGCAAUAUAUUUCUACAAACAAGAACGAAGCACCUGCACUCGCUGCUAUUGUUUUUGGCCUUUGUCACACAGUGGACAUUAUGUUGAAAUUAUGGACCUGAGACAGGAGACGUGACCAGAUGGAGUGGUCAAUGGAUCAUCAUCUGAGCUUUUUAUAGUACUACUUCUGUUGUAUAUCCAGAUGUUUUAAAUCAAAUCACUAUUUUAUGAAGACAAAAGUGUAUCUAUUGUAAACAGGUCUUGUCUGGCUGAACUGAAGAACCACAAGUUUAAAAUGUAGAUGGUCAUUUUUUCUGAUCAUAAAUUGGUUAUAUAACAGUUUUAUUAUAGGCAUAUCCAGCCAUCACUGUCAUCUGAAUAAACUUUAUUUACAAAGUA
Messenger RNA from Boleophthalmus pectinirostris (great blue-spotted mudskipper), 3254 nucleotides. RefSeq names its product kelch-like protein 12. Bases 338 to 2131 code for a protein of 597 amino acids. The record is from RefSeq and is a predicted model, not a curated record. Gene Ontology annotation, molecular function: protein binding. The transcript is spliced from 13 exons. NCBI's taxonomy places the organism in Eukaryota, Metazoa, Chordata, Actinopteri, Gobiiformes, Gobiidae.